AUGCCCAGCUCCCCAAAAUGUCUGUCUCUUCUUCUGAUCAACAAUCAACUCUCGACCGAGGCUCGUGCAGUCCUUGACCGCGGAAAGCUCGACUAUGUUGUUGACAUUGCUGUCAAGAACGAGUUAGACCUUUUUCUGACUUGGCAGUCUGUGCCACCUCUUGAAACCCAUAUAUCGACCCUCUAUUCAAACGUGCGACUUUUCGGCCCCAUCAUCGACAGUCGUACGAUCGGUAGACAACUUGGCGACGGUGGCUGGACAGGGUUUCAUUGGUCCUUCUUUGCGGCGCUGGAAAGGUUUCUUCGUUACGGGCCCGUCAGGGAAAAGCCGCACCAACGGGAGGAGGGGCCUCCAGGAUUAGGCAUUUCGGCAGACCUGGAACUUACCUUCCCCCCGAAUAAUGUCACAUUCAAACAUUGGAUGCACCGUCACAACGGCUUUGAUCGAUUUCCCAGCAGAUACUCGGGGGAGAUCUCAGAGACAUUGUCAUCAUACAAGCCGCGCCCGGAGUGGCUCUGUGAAUACCUUCACCAGAGGGUAAUUGGUCUUCUGAGCAUGGGAUAUCAUGUCUCAUCUUUCGGGAUGCCUCUAUAUGACCAUAUUGGAACUAUCCAGAUGCUUGUUGAUGGACGGCUGCAAUUUGAAAUCGACCUUUCCAGUCACUUAGCUGGUCGCCGUUUCACCGAUGCAGGUAGUAUGAUGGGCCAUCUAAAUCACGAGGACAGGGAAACGGGAUUUUGGAAAUGGAAAACGGAAACCUUGCUUAGAAGAGAGGCUCAAGGCUUCCCUGUGGUACGGCCAUCGGAGGACGAGUGA
This is a messenger RNA of Penicillium cosmopolitanum, 816 nucleotides long. RefSeq lists its product as uncharacterized. The transcript has 2 exons. The record is from RefSeq and is a predicted model, not a curated record. NCBI's taxonomy places the organism in Eukaryota, Fungi, Ascomycota, Eurotiomycetes, Eurotiales, Aspergillaceae. The coding region runs from base 1 to 816 and encodes 271 amino acids.